Molecule: messenger RNA, 627 nt
Organism: Linum trigynum
Lineage: Eukaryota; Viridiplantae; Streptophyta; Magnoliopsida; Malpighiales; Linaceae
Source: the annotation of a GenBank genome assembly
AUGGCUCCAGUUUCGGCGCUGGCCAAGUACAAGUUGGUGUUCUUGGGUGAUCAGUCGGUGGGCAAAACCAGUAUCAUCACCCGCUUCAUGUACGACAAAUUCGACACGACGUAUCAGGCUACCAUAGGAAUUGAUUUCCUCUCGAAGACAAUGUAUCUGGAAGACAGAACUGUUCGAUUGCAGCUCUGGGACACUGCAGGACAGGAACGGUUCAGGAGCCUCAUUCCGAGCUAUAUAAGGGAUUCAUCAGUGGCUGUCAUUGUUUAUGAUGUUGCAAGCAGACAGUCAUUUCUGAACACUUCUAAGUGGAUUGAAGAGGUCCGCACUGAACGGGGCAGCGAUGUUAUAAUUGUACUGGUCGGGAAUAAGACUGAUCUCGUCGACAAGAGGCAAGUCUCCAUAGAAGAAGGUGAGUCUAAAGCUCGCGAGAUGAACGUGAUGUUCAUCGAAACCAGCGCGAAGGCGGGCUUCAAUAUAAAACCACUGUUUCGAAAGAUUGCGGCAGCCCUUCCAGGGAUGGAGACACUUUCAUCAGCUAAGCAAGAAGAUAUGGUUGACGUGAACCUCAAGUCUUCGAACACAAAUGCGUCGCAGGCCCAAGCCCAGUCAGGAGGUUGUGCUUGUUGA